CCACCUCCUGGGCACUCGGGUAUUCCCCAGUUUUAGCUGGAAACGCUUCACUGGAGCCUGGACCGGGCCACGGCGAUAAGCGAUUGCGUCGAUUGCGUGACUUUGGUGUUUGCCAUGUCAUGUCCAGUGUUGGUCACGUCUUAGUACGUGACGAACAAUAAUGGCGGACAAUCAUAGUGCAAGAAAGAACUGGCGAUGCACGUUAGAGAGAGCAGAGAAAUUUAUAUCUCCUCAAUUUUUCGCGGAUGUUAACUUGCUCAGCAGGUUAUAUCCCAAGAAACUCUCAUUGAGUUCUCUUACUCACUAUGCAGCUCCUGGCAGAGUCACAUACAAUGAAGCAGUGAGUGGAAAGUUUGCUGAGGCUCAAGUGGGAAACAUCUAUGGUCCUACGUGGUCUACACAUUGGUUUCAACUUGUUAUGGACAUUCCAGAGGGGUGGAGAGGAGAAGAAGUACACUUAAGGUGGAAUUCUGGAUCUGAGGCCAUGGUAUGGCAAGAAGGAAAACCCAGGCAGGGUUUAACUGGUGGAGAUGGACAUCAACAAAGAACUGACUAUGUGAUCUCGACCAAAGCAACUCCUGGAAGGUAUGAGGAGAACAACUACAGCAUACAGUUCCUAUCAGAUAUAAUUAUUGCCAAAGUUUUCCGCAUUUUGGUCGCGCCUCAAUUUCUGCGCGCCCAUAAUGCGGGAACGCUUGUUAAGCAGACGAACGUUCUUGUUUCAUACUCUUUUCUCGCUCUACAGUUACAUGUACGCCUCUUUUGUUAUCGCUCUCGCAAUACAAAACUUUGUUUGUUAACUGCGUGUAUCUUAUUUUAUUACCAGAAUCUCUCGCAAGAAAAUCCGAGAGCUUUUGAAGCGCUUUAUACUGCAAAUGACAUUGUCAAUGCUUGUCAGGAUUUGUCAGACAGAACAUCGCUCCAGAGAGCUCACGAGAUCGCCGCCAGAUUCCUCAAACAAACCAAUGGUGAAUCUCAGCACCAGGUACACGCGGUCGGUAACUGCCAUAUUGAUUGUGCCUGGCUGUGGCCCGUUGCCGAGACAGUGAGGAAAUGCGGUCGAAGUUUCGCCACAGCGGUUCGGCUGAUGGAAAAAUACCCGGACUUCAAAUUUGUUUGUUCGCAGGCGCAACAGCUUGAGUGGGUUAAAAUCCAUUACCCGGCCUUGUUUGAGGAGAUCAAAGUGUUUGCUGCAAGAGGGCAGUUCAUUCCUGUGGGUGGAACUUGGGUAGAAAUGGAUGGUAACAUUCCCAGUGGAGAGUCAUUCAUUCGUCAGUUUGUCGUUGGACAGAACUUUUAUCAAAAGGAAUUUGGACAAGUGUGCCAAGAGUUCUGGUUGCCAGACACGUUUGGUUACUCGGCCCAGCUCCCGCAGAUCAUUCGUGGAGUUGGAAUGAAGUAUUUCUUAACAAUGAAGUUGAGCUGGAGUCUCAUCAAUAAAUUUCCAUUUCACACUUUCUUUUGGGAGGGAAUUGAUGGAUCAAGGUGUCUCGCACACUUUCCUCCCGCUGACACGUACGAAUCUCGCGCAAAUGCUGCUGACGUAAUAAAGACAGUCAAACAAUUAAAAGAUAAAGGACGGGCCUAUGCUAGUAUGCUGUUGUACGGUCACGGAGACGGUGGAGGGGGGCCCUCAGAAGAUAUGCUUGAAAUGUUGAAGCGAAUGGAAGAUGUAGAUGGCUGUCCGAGGGUAAAACUGUCAAACCCUCAAGAGUUUUUCCGUUCCCUUGAGUCACGUGAUGGUGACAAGCUAUGCACGUGGGUUGGUGAGCUGUAUUUGGAGCUGCAUCAGGGAACAUAUACCACACAGGCGCAGAUAAAGCAAGGGAACCGCCAAAGUGAAUUUCUUCUGCAUGACGCUGAGUUCAUGUCGACUCUGGCUUUUGUAUUAGGAGACAGCAAUACAGCAUUUUAUCCAGCGGACGAAUUUCUAAGGAUCUGGAAACUUAUGCUUUUGAAUCAAUUUCAUGAUAUUUUACCAGGAAGCUGUAUUAAACAGGCUGCCGACGAUGCUUUGCAAAGUUACAAAGAGAUUCUUGAAAGUACCAGACGAAUAUUCAACGACACUUGCUCCAGGGUUAUAUCGCAGCUCAACGUUGGCGAGGAGGACCACGUGACCAAACCUGUCCUUAUAAACACGCUUUGUUGGCCAAGAAGUGAAGUAGUCGCUAUUCCUGAUAAACUGAGGGAAAGCUUAUCCACAGAGGAAAAGUCUUCAGCGAGUAAACAAAAAAGCUCAAAGGAAGGAAAAACGUUCGUACUGGUUUCAGUUCCGAGCAUGAGUAUUAGCAAUCUAGUGGAAAGUCCAAGUGAAAUCCACCCCGUGUCUGUAUCAUUUGACCAGUCACAGGGUUCUGUUGUGUUGGAGAAUGCCUUGGUCCGGGCUGAAUUAGUUCGAGGAGGCUUAGUGAGAAGUCUUGUGCACAAGGCCAGUGGGAGGGAAGCGAUCAGUCCUGGUUAUUCUGGAAACCAGUUCAUCUUGUUUGACGACAUUCCAUUGUUCUGGGAUGCUUGGGAUGUAAUGCCUUAUUACCUGGAAACAAGAAAACUGUUGCUUCCAACCUCAUCUGGAGAAUUCAAGAUCUUACACGAAGGUCCGUUAAGAGUCUCAGUUGAGUUUUCUUUGAGGAUCAGCGAGGAAAGUUCUCUUAGCCAAAUCGUAUCUUUGGAUGCUGGUGCCCCGUAUGUUAAAUUUUACACGAAGGUUGACUGGCACGAGAACCGGAAGUUCCUAAAGGUAGAAUUUCCAUUCGAUGUUCGUUCAAUGAACGCAACAUACGAGAUUCAGUUUGGUCACUUACAACGGCCCACACACUGCAACACUAGCUGGGACUGGGCAAAGUAUGAGGUUUGUGGUCACAAGUGGGCUGAUUUGUCCGAGCACGACUGGGGCGUAGCAUUAAUGACUGACUGCAAGUAUGGCUACUCCACUCACGCCAACGUCAUGUACAUCUCACUGCUCCGUUCGCCCAAAUCCCCGGAUGAGGAAGCUGAUAUGGGAUCACACGAAUUCUCUUACGCAGUUUAUCCACACUCAGGUACUUUCCAAAGUGCUGGGGUCAUUCAACAUGCCUACAACUUUAACCAGCCAAUUUGCGUUGUACCAGGCUCUGUUAAUGAAGGUUUUAAAGGAAGGUCCUUCUUCAGCGUGGAUAACCCAGCGGUCAUACUGGAAACAGUUAAAAAGGCGGAGACCAUACCAUCGGCAGCGGUGGUCCGACUUUAUGAGGCAUAUGGAGGUCACGCCCGUGCCAGGCUCUCGACAAGUCUCCCGAUCAAGAGAGUAAGAAAGUGUAAUCUUCUGGAGAUCCCAGAUGACGAUGAAGUAGUCACUUGUUCUGAUGGUCACGUGGAACUCAGUUUCCGCCCAUUCCAGAUAAGGACACUGUUGCUCUGCUUUGAAUAACAAGCUACCGGAGGAAUUCAGGAAAACUUGAUACGUGUAACGGCAGUGUUUCAGCCAGAAAAUUUUACUUGAGGGCCAAAGUGGCCCUUGAAGUUCUUUUUUAGGGGCCAAUUGU
Molecule: messenger RNA, 3521 nt
Organism: Orbicella faveolata
Lineage: Eukaryota; Metazoa; Cnidaria; Anthozoa; Scleractinia; Merulinidae
Product: alpha-mannosidase 2C1-like
Biological process (GO): mannose metabolic process; oligosaccharide catabolic process
Molecular function (GO): alpha-mannosidase activity; carbohydrate binding
Source: RefSeq, a predicted model, not a curated record